Molecule: messenger RNA, 1164 nt
Organism: Caenorhabditis briggsae
Lineage: Eukaryota; Metazoa; Nematoda; Chromadorea; Rhabditida; Rhabditidae
Exons: 5
Coding region: 1-1164 (387 amino acids)
Source: RefSeq, a predicted model, not a curated record
AUGACCACUGUCAUCGGGAAGCGUUUGAACGAAAUCGUCCAAUUCGAUUUCUCAAAACCGCUCGACCCAAAUGUUCAAGCAAAACUAUCCGCCCAGCUUUGCUCACAGUUCCUGGAGCCACUCACAGAAGAAAUUAAUAAAAAAGGGAAGGAACAAAACGAGAAAGAAGAAGAAGAAGAAGUGAUGGAGGAUGAUUUAGAUAUCAUCGGACAGAUGGAUGACUACUUAACAUCUGAAUCUAUGAUUAAUUUUUUCGAAAAACGGAACCUUCGCUGCAACGCCGUUUUGCCUUUCAUCAGCGCUCUUCCAGUACAAGACUGGGAGAAGAGAGAUGUUUCUGUCGUUGCUUCCUUCGGGUUUCCUAAACAAGUUCCAAACAAAUUGUUGGCUCGUCAUCGGAGCAACAAGAUUCUCAAGGUCCUCUUGACCAAAGUCAAGGGCAUGUUUCCUAACCACGCUGUUACGGAUGUAGAACACAACGAAUUCGCAAAAGUUCCAUAUCUUUUGUGUACUGUAGAUAAUGUCACUGUGAUUAUCAAGAUCUCUAUGAAGCCAUUUUGCUCGCCGCAAUUUAUGUCAAAAGAUGUUAUCGAGGCAUACAAAAGUUGUGACGACCGCUUCGUCAUCCUUGCCAACUACUUCCAUCAGUUCUUGAAAAGCAAAGCUGUGAACAAAAAAGAUCAAAGGAAAUCAAAGUCUAUCAUUCCAAAGCUCUGUACCAUCAAGAUGAUGUUUAUUCACUUGUUCAAACAUUACGGACUGCUUCCAGCUAAUAACAACAACUCGUUGGAAGAGAAGAUGUCCUCUCUAAAAAUUCAAAAUAAUCAAUCCAUCAGCCUCGGAACUUUAUUUUUCUUGUUUCAUGAUUACUAUUUGGAUGUGAUUUCUCUGGAAACAGACUUUCUCGAAAUUACAACUGGAAAAUCUAUCUGUAAAAUGGACAUUGGAUUGACCAAUCUCAAUAUUCUAUCCAUUAGUGACAUCUUCGACGAUCACAUCCCAGGAGAGCGUGUCAAUGACACCCUUAUUUUCAAAAAAAUUCUCAAAGCAUCCUUCAACUGCAUCAAGAAGUAUCUCGUUCAACGUACCACCGAUGUUCUCAAUGAUUUGAGAGUCAUUCCAUUUCGUCCGAGAAACGUUGUCUUGGAUGAUGUUAAGAAAUAA